GGCGGUCAGGCUGCGGCGGGGCCCGGGGGGCGCCCAAGAUGGCGGCGGGCGGCGCGGAGGGUGGCUCGGGCCCCGGCGCCGCCAUGGGGGACUGCGCGGAGAUCAAGUCGCAGUUCCGCACCCGCGAGGGCUUCUACAAGCUGCUCCCCGGCGACGGCGCGGCUCGCAGGUCCGGUCCUGCUUCUGCCCAGACCCCGGCGCCGCCCCAGCCGCCGCAGCCCCCGCCCGGCCCUCCCUCCGCCUCCGGCCCCGGCGCUGCGGGCCCAGCCUCGUCCCCACCGCCCGCAGGCCCUGGGCCCGGGCCCGCGCUGCCCGCCGUGCGCCUCAGCCUCGUGCGCCUUGGGGAGCCGGACAGCGCCGGGGCCGGGGAGCCACCCGCCACGCCCGCGGGGCUGGGCGCGGGGGGAGACCGCGUCUGCUUCAACUUGGGCCGGGAGCUCUAUUUCUACCCGGGCUGCUGUCGUCGCGGGAGCCAACGGUCCAUCGACCUCAACAAGCCAAUCGACAAGCGGAUCUACAAGGGCACCCAGCCCACCUGCCAUGACUUCAACCAGUUCACUGCUGCCACGGAGACCAUCUCCUUGCUGGUGGGCUUCUCGGCUGGCCAGGUGCAGUACCUGGAUCUCAUCAAGAAGGACACCAGCAAGCUAUUCAAUGAGGAGCGGCUGAUCGACAAGACCAAGGUGACGUAUCUGAAGUGGCUGCCUGAGUCGGAGAGCCUGUUCCUGGCGUCGCAUGCUAGUGGCCACCUGUACCUAUACAACGUCAGCCACCCCUGCGCCUCAGCCCCGCCCCAGUACAGCCUCCUGAAGCAAGGCGAGGGCUUCUCCGUCUACGCCGCCAAGAGCAAGGCGCCCCGCAACCCACUGGCCAAGUGGGCGGUGGGUGAGGGGCCCCUCAACGAGUUCGCCUUCUCGCCCGACGGCCGGCACCUGGCCUGCGUCAGCCAGGACGGCUGCCUGCGUGUCUUCCACUUCGACUCCAUGCUGCUGCGGGGGCUCAUGAAGAGCUACUUUGGGGGCCUGCUCUGUGUGUGCUGGAGCCCUGAUGGCCGCUACGUGGUGACAGGUGGCGAAGAUGACCUGGUCACCGUAUGGUCCUUCACGGAGGGCCGCGUGGUGGCCCGGGGCCACGGCCACAAGUCUUGGGUCAACGCCGUGGCUUUUGACCCCUACACGACUCGGGCGGAGGAGGCGACAGCAGCAGCCAACGGUGACGCGGAGCGGAGCGGCGAGGAGGAAGAGGAGCCUGAGGCCACGGGCACAGGCUCAGGCGGGGCGGUCCCGCUCUCCCCGCUGCCCAAGGCUGGCUCCAUCACCUACCGCUUCGGCUCGGCAGGCCAGGACACGCAGUUCUGCCUGUGGGACCUCACUGAAGACGUGCUGCACCCGCACCCGCCCCUGGCCCGCACCCGCACCCUCCCUGGCACGCCUGGCACCACACCGCCAGCUGCCAGCAGCUCGAGGGGUGGCGAGCCUGGCCCGGGCCCCCUGCCCCGCUCACUGUCCCGCUCUAACAGCCUUCCGCACCCGGCGGGCGGUGGCAAGGCAGGUGGCCCUGGUGUGGCCACGGAGCCAGGUACCCCGUUCAGCAUCGGCCGCUUUGCCACACUCACGCUGCAGGAGCGGCGGGACCGCGGGACCGAGAAGGAGCACAAGCGCUACCACAGCCUGGGCAACAUCAGCCGGGGCAGCAGUGGGAGCGGUGGCGGUGGGGACAAGCCCAGCGGCCCGGCCCCCCGCAGCCGCCUGGACCCCACCAAGGUGCUUGGCACCGCACUGUGCCCACGCAUCCACGAGGUGCCCCUGCUGGAGCCCCUCGUGUGCAAGAAGAUCGCCCAGGAGCGGCUCACGGUCCUCCUCUUCCUGGAGGACUGCAUCAUCACCGCCUGCCAGGAGGGCCUCAUCUGCACCUGGGCCCGGCCGGGCAAGGCGUUCACAGACGAGGAGACCGAGGCCCAGACAGGGGAAGGAAGUUGGCCCAGGUCACCCAGCAAGUCAGUGGUAGAGGGCAUCUCCUCCCAACCAGGCAACUCCCCGAGUGGCACAGUGGUGUGAAGCCCUGGAUGUCGGGGUCCCCCACCCAUGCCCCCAGCCUUCUAGCCAUAACCCUCCCCGCGACCUCACGGAUCGACGUAUUAACAAGACUAACCAUGACUGAUGGACUGCUCCGGUCCCCUGCCCUGUGCAAAUUUUCGGGGUCCCCCAGACUCACCAAGACCUUGGGGGGAUGUAGUGGCCCUUGUGGCCUCAGCCUUGUCCCCACCCACUGCCAAGUACAAUGACCCCUUCCUCUGAAACAUCAGUGUUACCCUCCUCCCUGUCCCCAGCAUGUGACUGGUCACUCCUAGCAGGGAAACUCCCCACCCACGAGAGCCCCAGCUCUGCAGCGCGCCCUCGGUUGAGAGGCCGGGGCAGGGGGUGGCCCACCCCUCGCCUGGCCCCCGCCCCCCUCCCUUGCUAUUGUCUGUGCUUUUGAAGAGUGUUAAAUUAUGGAAGCCCCUCAGGACCUUCCCUGUCCCCCAGGACCUCUUAUUUAUACUAAAGUUCCCUGUUUUCACAGCGCUCUGUUCCCUUUGGAGGUGGCAUAGAGGACGUGUGUGUGCUUUGCUGUCCUAAAAUCAGCCCACUUUAACCAAAGGAAGAGGGCAGGCUGCCUCCCCGGCCUGGCAUCUCCCGCCCACUUUUAAUAGCAGGAAAAGUUGAAACCCGGGGAGGGAACGGAAGGGACGAGGGCAAGGCACAAAGCUGGUGACCGAGUGCCAGCGGGCCCUUGGAAAGCAGAAAAGCAUCCCUGUCCCCAUUGUCUCGAGAGGAGAGGGCAGCCAGGCCCCCCCUUCAGAGUCAUGUCAAAACUCCAAAUCAGGUACUCCAGGGGCCUGUGGGAGGUCCCAGUCUUCGUGUCCUGGUGCCUCAGGCGUGACCCCGCCGAGGCCCAGGUGCCUGGAGCCAGCUGGAGGCCAUGAUUUCCACUCGGGAGAACUGUCCACCCAGGAAAGAAAAGCUAAAGUCCCUCCUGGCUGGCGGGAGCUUUGGGGAGUGGUGUCUUCCUGCUCCACCCUCCGCCCCCCCGAAAUGUUUCUGUUUCUAAUCCCAGCCCGGGCAGGAAUGUGGCUGCCCGGCCAGGGGCCAAGAAGCUAUUUUGGGGUCUCCUUUGCCUGGGGGGGGCCUGCUCCACCGCUUGCCUCUGCCAGGCUUUGGGCAGCGGGUCACCCCUGGUUCUGGCUCCUGUGGGUGUCCCCUCCCAAUCCUCUCCUCACCCUCCCUUCCCCACCUCCUG
Messenger RNA from Propithecus coquereli (Coquerel's sifaka), 3279 nucleotides. It is a transcript of the gene DMWD, whose product is annotated as dystrophia myotonica, WD repeat containing. The transcript has 5 exons. Bases 39 to 2057 code for a protein of 672 amino acids. Lineage: Eukaryota; Metazoa; Chordata; Mammalia; Primates; Indriidae. The record is from RefSeq and is a predicted model, not a curated record. Gene Ontology annotation, molecular function: protein binding.